Messenger RNA from Ceutorhynchus assimilis (cabbage seed weevil), 647 nucleotides. NCBI's taxonomy places the organism in Eukaryota, Metazoa, Arthropoda, Insecta, Coleoptera, Curculionidae. The record is from the annotation of a GenBank genome assembly.
GGGAAAUCCAACCCACAGGACGAGAACCGCAAAUAACCGCAGUUUAUUAAAUUACGAAUCCAUAUGAACCGCCAAAUUGAUUUUUAACUUAAUAACAAACACUGCUAUAUAAGAACAGUUUCGAUGCGAUAAAACAACAGUUGCAUUUUGCUAGCCAGAAAAGUAACUACAAAAAUGAAUACCAAAUUUUUAUUUACCAAACUUGCAAUUGUGCUUAUUGCCACUACGUUUUUGUUAGUGCUGACUCCUGCGGAGGCUAAUUACAGAAAACCGCCGUUUAACGGAUCAAUUUUUGGAAAAAGAUCUGGAGGAAUUGGAAACAAUGAAUACGAUACUGCCAGUAAAACUUUGUCAGCUAUGUGUGAAAUAGCAACCGAAGCUUGUCAGUCAUGGUUCCCUUCUCAAGAAAAAUAAUUUUCCUCAUAUAAAUGACAAACUUUGUAUCAGAUUAACAGAGAAAAUAGAUGUAGAUAAUUCAUGAGACGUUGUUUCAAGUUUUCAAUCCUAAAUUAUCCCAAUUAAUUAUUAGACAGUUUUCAUUUUGACAACAACUUGUCGGAGAAGAAAUUCUUAGGAUAACCAAAGAAUUAUUCUUUGAGUCAAGGAUUGUGAUUAAUUAUCAACACAGUUUUUCAAUUGCAUUUACA